AUGUCGAGAUAUUCGUUUUCGAAGGAUGUUCAGUUUGUGAUAUGCGGAGUACCAUUCAAUUUGAACAGGGAUCUUCUUGCUGCAAGAUCAUCAAAACUUUGCAGGUUGUUUAAAGAAAAUCCUGAUGAAGAUCUUUCUCAUCUUCUUUGUGAUAUCCCUACUACCCCUGAAAUUUUUGAGCUAAUUGCAAGAUUCUGCUAUGGUUUUAACGUCAAUUUCACCCCAGAAAACAUCAUCCCAAUUUCUUGUUUGGCUUGUUAUUUGGGCAUGACAGAAACCCACAGCCCAAAAAAUCUCUUGAAUGAGGCUCUAUAUUUCUAUGAACACGAAAUCAUCACCAGCUGGAAUGAAUCACUAAGAUCGUUAAAAGCUGCUGAGAAUCCGGUCGUUCUUCAACAAGCAGCAAAACUCGGUUUGAUUGAUGCUUGUGUGGAUUCAAUCAUCUCGAAAGCUAUUGAUAAUCCGCUUCUAAUCGGAGAACGAAUCAAGAAUCCCGCUCUUGAUGAUGAAGACGAUGAUAGUGAUGAGUUCAAUGGCAAUGUUUUCAAGCCAAAUGCUAGGCGGAAGCUCUUUGUUCUUGAUUGGAAAAAGUCGGAGGAUUUGAGUUUGACCUCACUUCAUCUUCAGUUUUACGAGCUUAUAAUUCGAGGGAUGAUUCAAUGUAAAGUGGGUUCGAACUACAUUGCCUCAUCUCUAUAUCAGUAUGCGAAAAAAUGGGUGUUUUUUGAACCAAAAGAAACAGAUGAAGAAUCGUCGUCUUCUGAAGGUGUUUGUUCAAACUCGAGAAAAGACACGAUUGAAGCUAUCGAAAGACUUUUGCCCCAUGAUCGAGGGCUCCUUCCGUGUGCGUUACUAUGCGAAAUGCUUCAAUACGCAAUGGUUUUAGAAGCUAAUGCAGGCUGCACAGAAGGGUUCGAGGUGAGGAUCGGGAGACAAUUAGAUUUGGCAACGGUUAACGACUUGCUAAUACCAUCUCAAGGUUAUUCUAAAGAAGAAAAGUAUGAUACCGGGUGUUUUCGAAGAAUCUUGAAGCAUUUCUACUCCAAUUUCACCGACCACGAUCAAUCCAGGCUCGUCAUCGUGGCUGAUCUCGUCGAGGAUUUCCUUGGGGAAGUAGCGAGUGACGUUGAUCUGAAAAAAGACUCCUUUAUUUCGCUUGCCGAAAUGUCUAAUGCUGUAUCCGGAGGAAUAGAGAGAAGCUCAGAUGGUAUAUAUAAAGCGAUCGACAUCUACUUAAACAAACACGGGUACUUAACAGAAUCCGAACGAGAAACGAUUUGUGGGGUUUUGGAUUGCAACAAGCUGUCACCAAAGGCCUGCGAGCACGCAGCACAAAACGACCGGCUGCCGGUCCGUGUGGUGGUUCAGGUGUUGUUUGUGGGACAGUUGCAGCUGCGGGAAACGAUCACGAAGGAGGUGGUGGCGGCCGCCGCCGCCGAGGACGGUACAAAAAAGUCAAAGUCAAUAGAAGACGAAGAAGACGAUGAGGAGGAGGAAGUGAAAGUAGAACUGGAGAGAAUGAGUUGUAAAGUAGUGGAGUUGGAGAAAGAAUGUCUUGUCAUGAGGAAGGAGAUCCAAAGAGGUUAUUGCAGAAAAACGAAGGAGAAAUCGAACGUUUGGAUGGAGAUGAAGCGGAAGCUCGGGUGUGUAUCGAGCUUAAACAACUGUAACUGUCAUGUGAAGAAAAAGAAGGUUUAUCCGAGGUAG
Molecule: messenger RNA, 1707 nt
Organism: Cynara cardunculus var. scolymus (artichoke)
Lineage: Eukaryota; Viridiplantae; Streptophyta; Magnoliopsida; Asterales; Asteraceae
Product: BTB/POZ domain-containing protein At5g17580
Exons: 2
Coding region: 1-1707 (568 amino acids)
Molecular function (GO): protein binding
Source: RefSeq, a predicted model, not a curated record